Messenger RNA from Girardinichthys multiradiatus, 3949 nucleotides. It is a transcript of the gene spock3, whose product is annotated as SPARC (osteonectin), cwcv and kazal like domains proteoglycan 3. The record is from RefSeq and is a predicted model, not a curated record. The transcript has 12 exons. The coding region runs from base 133 to 1350 and encodes 405 amino acids. Gene Ontology annotation, molecular function: protein binding; calcium ion binding. NCBI's taxonomy places the organism in Eukaryota, Metazoa, Chordata, Actinopteri, Cyprinodontiformes, Goodeidae.
CGCGCACGGUGCCCUGCGCGCCGCCGCCCGCCGCUGCGCACAGACAGCCGGUGCUGGGAGAGAGAGAGAGAGAGAGAGAGAGAGAGAGAGCUGCUAUUACUUGUGACAGAAAACGGCACUGAGCACAGUCUGAUGAGCCGCUGCUCCGACAAGAUGCUGAGCGUCGCCGUGCUGUGUGUGUGCGCCGUCGCCUUUGGACACGUCUCCGCUCGCUCGGACAGCGGCAAUUUUCUGGAUGAUAAGUGGCUCACCGGCAGAUGGGAUAAAUUCAGAGAUGAGGUUGAGGAGCCUGGAACAUGGACUCCAUCCAAGCCCUUCGAUCAAGCCCUUGAUCCUGCCAAAGACCCCUGUCUGAAGAUCAAAUGCAGUCGCCACAAGGUGUGUGUGGCUGAGGAUUACAAGACUGCCUCUUGUGUCAGCCAGAGGAGAGUUAGUUUGAAAGAUGCCAAUUUGCACCCAAGUGCUGGGUUGAAGUGCAAGCCGUGCCCUGUGGUUCACCCCUCACCUGUUUGUGGAAGUGACGGCCACACCUACUCCACUAAGUGUAAGCUUGACUACCAGGCAUGCAUCACAGGAAAGAAGAUUACCAUGAAGUGUCCUGGCAUGUGUCCUUGUCCCCCACAACCUGAGCUGGGUUCUGAAGAGAAAAAAGUGUGCAGUGAAUCAGAUCUGAAGGAGGAGGUGAGUCGCCUGAGAGACUGGUUCAGAGUGCUGCACGAGAACGGAAACCACAAGAGAGCCAAGAUCCAAAAACCAGAGAAGAACAAGUUUGAUGUCGGGACAUCACCCAUCUGUAAGGACCCCCUGGGUUGGAUGUUCUCCCGACUGGACACAAACUUUGACCUUCAGCUUGACCAGUCAGAGAUCAAGAGCCUCUAUCUGGACAGGAACGAGCCGUGCUCAGACGCUUUCUUCAAGUCAUGUGAUACACAUCCCGACAAAGUCAUAACCAGUUCCGAGUGGUGCACGGGAUUCCAGAGAUAUACAGAUUCCCCGUGUAAAGCAGAGCUUUCCAGCAUCAGCAAAAAGCAGGCUGGGAAAAAGUUUCUUGGUCAGUAUCUGCCUUCCUGUGAUGAGGAGGGCUACUACAGGCCAUACCAGUGUCACAGCAGCAGUGGCCAGUGCUGGUGUGUGGAUCGCUUUGGCAACGAGGUGGCGGGUUCACGCACCCACGGUCCUGCAGACUGUGGUGUAAUUCUGGAGUCUUCGGGGGACCUUGGCAGCGGUGACUCACUCUUAACCAACGACGAAGAAGAUUCAUUCGUCCUUAGCGACCAGACAGGUAUGGACGACGAGGAUGAUGAAGAUGAGGACGAUGAUGAAGAAGAAAAUGAUGAAUAUUUGUCAUAAAAAAAAAUAAAAAAUAGAACAAAAGAAAAAAGAAAAUGAAAUAACUAUAUGUUUUGUCAAACUGCACGUUUCUAGGUGACCCCCCAGGCAGGUUAUCCAUCAUAAUAACAGCCUACAGACUUUUCUCUGCGUAUUGUUUUUCCAUCAGUUAAAGGAAAGAAAAAAAAAAUCUAUAUUUUAGGAACUUGUGUCGGAUUUUUCCUCCUGUUUAAAUAGAAGAUAUACUUGUACACUUGUAUUUCAAACAAGCGGAGAAUAUAACUAACUUACAAACCGGUCCAUUAGUUUGGAUUUGGUCACUUGUGCAAAGACCUUUCCUUUCAGUGGACAGUCCAUGUCUUUCAGUGUCUCGUGUCCUUGUGGAACACUCCGAUGCCUGAGUGUGUUGAUGCCUGAAGGCACAACGUUAAAGAGAUUUCCCUUUUCCCUCAUUCCGCCGUCUUUUUCACUUCAUCCGUCCGAUCUUUUUAUCCUUAUCAAAUGUUCCCCUGUAUAGGUGGGAGGUUGAUGAUGUAGAUAAGAGAAUGUUGCACCCAUUGGGUUUCUUUUGAUCUUUUUUUUUUAACUGUAACUUUGUGGGAAAGGCAAGAUAAGAGUUAGACAUGCUUCAUCAGACGAAUUAAGGCAUAAAACACAAAACAAAUAAUUGUAAUAAAAAAUAUAUAAUCAAAAAUAUGAGCUGUUGUCAGAUGCAGAUCUAGUCAAAUCUUCAAAAGCUCAGAAAGGAUAAAAAAUCUACUGUUUGGCCUUGUGUUGUUUUUUUUUUAUUAUUUUUGUUUUUGCUGCAGAGGGGAAUUAUUGUUAUCUAUUUUUCUAAUCCAUUGUAGGGCGAGUACUGGAGAUGAAACAGAUUUGUCUUAGCAUGUCUAAUACAGCGUGAUGUUGUUUCCAUCUGUAGGGUCAAAGGCCAAACCUUUGAGGAACUCAAAAUGGAAAAGAACAAAAAAAAAAAAAAAGAAAAUAGCUUGGAGUUGUAAUGAAAAAAAUCGUCUUAAGCUUGUACAGAUGAAAGCUUCUCAGAGUUCAGAAAAUAUGAUGUUGAUGUUUUUAUAUGGCAGUUGCGUGAUUUUAACACACAGCAUAGCAGAUUACAUUUCUUGCACAUUAAAGAAAGAAAUAAAAAUUAAAACAGAGCAAUGCAAAUGUGUUGGAAAUAUAUGGCAGAAAUGUACACACCCCUGUUUAAAACGCCAGUUUUUGAGAUGUAAAAAAAAUGUCAUCGUGAUAAAUAAUUUCAAUGCCUUUUCAGACCAUACAACAUUCUCCCACCAGGUUUGGGGUCAUUUUAGUCAGGCCUGGACAUUUUUAUUAAUUUUUUGGAAGACAAGGCUUCUAUCAUAUAGUCCUACUAAUUUGUAUAGAUAGAGAAUACAGGAGGGUGUUUUUUUCACAUGUUCUGCAUGUGAAAAGAAUCUCCUGAAUUUUACAACCUAUAGUUGCAAGAAUUCCUACAACUACUUCAGCAUCGUUGUCAGCCUUUUUUUUGUAUUGCAAUCAGUUAUGUAGAAAAUCCUAUUAGAACAGCUAAAAUUUCCUUCAGCCAAAUCAGAUUCACCAUAACUGAUAGCAGGUGCAAACUGAAGAAGGCUGAAAAUCUAAGGGUGCUUUAACAAAAUUAGUUAUAACAUAACAUUAAGCACACCUAUGCAACUGGGUAAUUACGGCCUUCUUUAAAGGUGGAAAACGUUUUUAGAUGAUCUAUCAUGGUGUAAUUUUUCUAUCAGAUAAAUCUGGCAUUUUACCAGCGUUGUGUCAGCUUCUGAGAUCCACUGUAGGUUGUGAGGGUUUAGUGGUAAGGUGUGCCUUUUUGCUGGUAAGGCCAUGUGAUGAGGGUGCAGAAAGGACUGACUAUGUAUGAGUAGCUUUACUCUCGAGCCCGCAUAUUACAGUACAUUGACUUAGAUCUGUCAUUUCUUUAAGGGUCUCGUUUAUGAUGCUGUUACCAUAGCUUCCAUCAGUCUUUUGUUUUAUCACAUAGGGUAGCUAGACUGUAGAGAGAUGUUUAGCAGUUAGGGCAUAUAAGCACUCUGCUGGAUAUGAAAUGUUUUAUAUAGAUUAUACACUGGCUAGAGGAAGCUUUGGUUUAGACAGCUUUAUACGAGAAGAAACAUCGUUUCAGUAGCUUAAUCUGAUCAGUUGUAUCCAUCUAUUUAUAGGGUAAACCUGCCAGGGUAAAAUAAAAAAGAACUCUCUGAUCUCAGAUGUGUUUGAUUAAGUCACAUUAAUGCAGGUCUGAGAUCAGCUAAUGCUAAGUUGCAGUAAUUACUCUACAAUUUGGCUUCAUUCUUAAUCUUUCUAAAAUGUUAAGACCUGAAAAGUGCCAUCUAAGUGUCCGUUUUUCUGUUUUUUCUUUUUCUUUCCUUCCACUGUUUGUAAUUUUGAUUUUAAAUUCACUUUAGAAACUGGAUAACAUUUCAGUCUGGAAGCGUUUAAUGACUGUGAUGACGUGCAAAUCUUUUUGAUGACCUCGGACACUGUAGCCACUCUUUCACCAAUCCCACACUGUCAUCACAGCUCUGAUAGUGUUAGGUUAUGAUACAGAUGCAUUUUUUUACAGUGUAUGUAUAAUUUGCUGAAAUAAAAGCUAAAUUGACCAAUG